Molecule: messenger RNA, 5917 nt
Organism: Colossoma macropomum (tambaqui)
Lineage: Eukaryota; Metazoa; Chordata; Actinopteri; Characiformes; Serrasalmidae
Gene: tex2
Product: testis expressed 2
Exons: 13
Coding region: 625-3969 (1114 amino acids)
Cellular component (GO): endoplasmic reticulum
Molecular function (GO): lipid binding
Source: RefSeq, a predicted model, not a curated record
GCUGGGAGUCUGGUAGAGGGAGAUGAUUCAGAGGAUACAGGGGGGCGUAGUGGUUUUUUAUGAGGAGCUCGUCACCUGUUUUUAUCAUUGAUACGUGCUUAUUCUGUGUCUGCUUUCUCGCUGUUUGUGUGUCGACCUCACUGAGCGCUUUGGCUCCCACAUCAACAAAGAAGAUGCGGUUGAGGUCUUGGUUGUUGGGGACGCUGAGAGCCACACACACACACGCACACGCACUUUUAACUCUGCGUCUGUACUGAAUAGUCUGUGUUGUAUGUCGGUGUUCUCGGUAUUCUCACAGAGAACGUUUGCAGUCUGUGCUCUCCGUUCUGUGAUUACUGUCAACAUUAACGGUUUCCACUGUAGCGCCAUUGCACACCUGACUGCUCCAAUGGACGCACCAAAAACGUCCAGAUUUCAAGUUCAUUUAAGCUAAAUCAUUACUGGACUGCUCAAAAGCUGGACCUUCGGGCAAACAGAGGUGCAGAAAGAUGACACUACAUACACAGCUGGGUUCUUGGGAACCAUGAGGCAUGACAUGCCGCUGUGGCCCAAUGCGGACACGGUUGCGGGGGGAGAUUGAAUGCUGCUGAAGUCUCAAGGCUCUGAGCCUUCUGGAGUACUGCCAUGACCAGUCAAGGUGGCAGCAAUGGGGACACACCCACUCCCCCGCCUUCCUCCUCUUUUUCCUCGUUACUCAGGCCGUCUGCAGGCCCAAAGCUGCAAGUGCAGCGCUCAUUGUCCCGUGACACAAUCACCAUCCACUUCUCAGCUCAGGGCAAGGAGGGGGAAGAGGAGGAUGAAGAGCUUUACGGACUGGCUGUCUCCUCCUCUGGUCUGGAUGGAGAUGAUCAAGGAAUAGUAACAGCAGUGGAAGCCAGCGAGGAGUUAUUGUUCGAGGGGGCAGGAAUGGGGACAGAUUCAGGAGCGCUCCCUGUUUCUUCUGCCAUGGUAUCAUCUCUUCCGGUCACCCACACCCUUAGUUCAGCCCUAGCCAUCCAGCCACCAUCCUCCAGCCUGCCCUCCUCCACCUCAUCUGUCUGUAGCCCUGCCAGCUCAUCUUGGCCUUCUGAGCACCAACGGCCCCAACCCCCUCCCCUCGCAACCUACUCCUCCUCUUCUACCUCCUCUCCAGCAAAGUCUUCGGCCAUGCACUCAAAGCCAUUCCUCAGUCUGGUCAAGUCUCUCUCCACUGAAGUGGAGCCUCGUGAAGGUAGUGUGUCAACACCUGCCCCUCAACCCAUGCGCCACCGCCACCUGAUGAAGACUUUGGUGAAGUCUUUGUCCACUGACACGGCCCGACCCGAACAAGAAAUCCCAACCCAUCGCCUGCCAGAUUCCCGCCUCAACCUGCACCUGUUUAAGCCUUUCACCCAGCCUCGUGUCACCGCGCCUCUGGGCGGCGACUCCAAGACGGCACCAUCUUCGCCUCUUACAUCACCCGAUGGACGUUCCUUUUUUAAAGUGCAGGAGGUGGAGGCUCGUAUCGAGGACACCAAGCGGCGUCUUUCAGAGGUCAUGUGUGAACCCUUGCAGUUACUCAGCAAGAUCAUCGGUGAGGAAGGAGGAAGUACCACCACCAGCACUUCCACAACUGGGUUGCCAGCAGGCACCCACCGACCCAAAAGCCUCUCCACCAGCACCACAGAGCUAUCCAACCUGGCCACCCUCAAUGGCCACUUGGAGAGCAACAAUGAGUACUGCAUCAAAGAGGAAGAGGAUGUGGAGGGGGACAGUCCACUAGCUGGUGCUGACCCGUUGCCUUCCCUGCCCAGGUCACCCUCACUGGGCCUAGACCGUUGCUUCAUGUCAGCCCUGGCCCGCCAAGAGGAUGAGGAAUUUUGCGAACUCUACAGUGAAGAUUUCGAGCUGUGCACGGAUACGGAGGCUGACGCAGAACCUGUCGACUCAGCCCUGCUCCAGCGGGGUAGCACAGCAGGCAGUGAGGAACCGACCGAGGGGGAGGAAGAAGGGGAGGAAGAGGAAGAAGAUGAGCCUCUGAGCGUACCACAUAAUGGACUAAUCUUGCUUAUUUCCGUGGUGUACGGCUACUUUGUGCUGCCACUGCCCACAUAUAUAGGUGGGGUGUUGCUGGGAGUAGCUGCUGGCUUCAUGCUAGCGAUAUUGGUGCUGUGGCUCUCAGCCCCUCGCCGGCCCUCCUGGGGCCCUUGCUUCAGCCGCUGUAGGAGAGAGCGCUGGACUGUGGUCCCCCUGGACAUCAAAGAGCCGGGCAUCUACAAGGGCUGGAUGAACGAAAUUCACAGCUAUGAUCCGGAGACGUAUCAUGCCACACUCACUCAUUCAGUGUACGUGCGUCUGGAGGGCUCAGUGCUGCGCCUCUCCAAACCCAACCGCAACAUUCCCCGUCGGGCCAGCUUUAACGAGCCCAAACCUGAUGUCACCUACAUCAGCCAGAAGAUCUAUGACCUGACCAACAGCAAGAUCUACUUGGUGCCCCAUAGCCUCGCCAGAAAACGUGUGUGGAACAAGAAAUAUCCCAUCUGUAUCGAGCUGGCCAAGCAAGAUGACUUCAUGUCCAAGGCUCAGGGAGACAGGACUGAAGCCGCGGAAGAGAAGCCUCCUGCUGUUGUGGAGAAGUCAGAGGGGGUAGGGGGUGGUGAGGAAAACAAGCGGUCAUCUGCAGACCCAGUCCUGUACCUGUUUGGGAGAACAGGAAGGGAGAAGGAGGAGUGGUUCAGGAGGAUGCUGCUGGCCUCCAGGCUCAAAGUUGAGAUCAAGAAGCCUCCCAGCCUCCCUGCAUCCUUCCUCCCCUCCCAUGGCCGCAGAAGCAGCCAAUCAGGCGCUCUCUCACACAGUCGCAGUAGUAGCCGAGGCAGUCUGGACGACCUGCUCCAGUCUCAGUCUCGGCAGAAGGAUGUUGGCAUGGGGGCGAAACAGAAAGAUCUGGACUACAAUGUCUACAUGGCCAAAUACAUCAGCCACUUCUCAGGAAGCCCAGCUGCCAGCCCUGUUCACAGUACAGACAGCAGCCCGAGAACUGUAAAGAAGUUUCCAGAUGGUUUGAGUGCAGAGGCUGCGUCCGAGGCCUGGGUCAAUGCCCUCUUGGGCCGCAUUUUCUGGGACUUCCUCAGGGAGAAGUACUGGGCUGAUGUAGUGUCCAAAAAGAUCCAAAUGAAGUUGAGCAAGAUCCGGCUGCCAUACUUCAUGAACGAGUUGACGCUUACUGAGCUGGACAUGGGCAUGGCCAUCCCCAAGAUUCUUAGGUCCUCCAAACCUUCAGUGGACCAUCAGGGUCUAUGGUUUGACUUGGAGAUCUCUUACAAUGGUUCUUUCCUGAUGACUCUGGAGACCAAGAUGAACCUGGCCAGGCUUGGGAAGGAAGGAGAGGGCCUUGGAGAACAAGGAAAAGAGGGGCCCAGGCCACGCACAUACUGCCUGGCUGACAGUGAUGAGGAGUCGUCCAGUGCAGGAUCAUCUGAUGAAGAAGAUCCAGCAGAAGUACCUGAAGUGCCAGGAGUGGAGGGCUACGUCGGGGGACACCGGCCAAGCAAGAUCAUGCGCUUCGUAGACAAGAUUGCAAAGUCAAAGUACUUCCAGAAGGCCACCGAGACGGAGUUCAUCAAGAAGAAGAUGGAGGAGGUGUCUAAUACCCCUCUGCUCCUUACUGUGGAAGUGCAAGAGUGUCGAGGCACCCUGGCCGUCAACAUUCCUCCUCCCCCCACAGACAGAAUAUGGUAUGGCUUCAGAAGGCCACCUCACCUGGAGCUGAAAGCCCGGCCUAAGCUUGGGGAGAGGGAGGUCACAUUUGCACAUGUGACAGACUGGAUUGAGAAGAAAUUGGAUCAGGAGUUUCAGAAAAUAUUUGUUAUGCCAAACAUGGACGACGUAUGGCUACCCAUCAUGCACUCCGCCAUGGACACUCGGUCCAGUGUGAACUUGGUUACUGUGACAGCCGAUGCCUUGAAAGGUGUGGAGACUCUGGACCUUGAAGAUGCUGUGGAUGACCUGUGAAAGCUGCUCAAAGUGUCUCAAACAAUGGGGAAACAUGUUACCAGAGUCCAAUCAAGGCACUUAUCCUUACUUUUCCAAAGGUUAGAUGCUAAGUUGGAUGUAAGAAUGAGUCUAAAUGCAUGUUAAUAAUGCAUUGAACACAGAAUUAAGCCUGAACAGAUGGUUGAACUAAGUAAAAGUGCUGUUGAAUAACACCUAAUGCACAGAGCCAGUUUUGAUGGUGUCUGAAAUUCCUUGGGAAAUUUAAGCAUACAGCAGGGGAAUAAAAGUACGAAGGACAGCUAGGACAGCAGCUGCACCAAACAUCUGGACUGGAGACCUCUUGUUGGUAUGUGAAGCUGUAAACUACUAUCCUACUGAAGGUCUCGGGCGACGUGUUACUGCUUCAGUGCUUUUCUGACAAAGUCAGAAGCUUUUUACCUCUUUCAUUUGCAAGUGAGGAUGGAUGGCCAUCUUGCUCCUGCUCAGGUCAGGGCUCCACGCUGGCCACUGCGAUAUUCCAAUGUCACCCGUUUCAACCAUGCAUUAACCGUCCCUCCUACUCUAUGUUAUCAUUUACAGUUGUGGGAGUGUCUUCUGACUUUUGGUAGGAUAGAAUGUAUACCUGCAGUCUUGCGAGUCUUAAAUCAGUACCCUGUAACAGCAUUCUUUCAAUAAUGUACACUAUGAUGGCAAGGGGGAAGCUUUACUUAUUUGUGUAUGCCAUGAUUGUCAUCUGCUUUUUGCAUUCAAUGCACAUGUGCUUUGUUGAACAUAUACACCAACAACAUAUAAGUACCUACCGCCACCAACCUCCGCCAAUCACAUUGCUGCCUGAGGCAUCUAUGUGGCAUUUAAUUAUGCAAUUAGAUCAAUUUCACUGUGCUCAAGGACACCAGCUAAUACCCCAUCCACCCCAAAAAUGGCCCUACUCAAGCUGGCUAAUAUAGUGGGUACAAACAAGGCACUUUCCAUAGACCUUGAGUGUCUUCUCUCAACCAUUGCCUUUCUGCAGCUGGCUGGAAAUGAAAUGGCACUUCAAAGUGCUAAUAACAUAAUUCUACACAGUACUCGCUCUGCCAUGAACUUGUAUGUCAUUGUGCAAUAUGGAGAAGCCAUCUGAAUGUAUAAGUCAUUGCCUGAUCAUCUCAAUCUGUGCUUUUUAUUUCAUUACUAUCAGCAACUUGCUGACAAUGUAAUUUUAUGAAGGUUCUGAAAAUGCUUAUGUUAUGUCUUGAUUUUGUGUCGAUGAUUGUGGAGUUGUUUUAUCUGGAGAGUAGUUGUUUGGAAUUGUUUUAUUCCACAGGUCACUGAAAAUGUACAUUUGACACAUGCUGAUGAAGUAGAGGUUCCCUAAUCAGUUUUUUUGUUCUAAUUCACAUCUCAAAACAUCACCUGUCUCUGGUGCUUUGGAUGCUGAUACAGAACAAAAAUGAGGAUAAAAAUUAUCCACCAAAUGGCUAAACUGAAGGCAUGGUUUCCCAGACAUGGAUUAAGCCUAGUUGUGGGCUACUUUUCCUUUCAAUGAAGAAUCCCCAUUCAAAUUGCAGAAUGUGUAGUUCAGGAUUAGGCUUAAUCCCUGUCUGGAAAACCAACCCAGUUGCAUUUAAACAAGUUUUAAUUAUGCUCAUUCAGUCAUUUACACAUCACAUUGCUUUCAAACAAAGGCUGUACCAGCAAUCAUUUACAAUUUACAUUCCUUAAUACUCUUCAGGAUCUAUAUUUGACUUUGAAGUAGUCAACCUUACAUUUCUGCUCAUUCAAAAAUGCUUACCACAUGAUUUUUGUGCCAUUGUUUAUUUGUGUGAACCCAGCCAAUGUUAAAUGAUCUGUGUGCUUCUCUAUGCCAACAGCGCAUCAUUUGAUUUGCACUUUGUGAGAAUUACAGCUGUUUUUAAGUGAUUGUGUUCAGCCAUACUGUGACAUUGGUUGUGUGUGGGGAUCUAUAAAGAGAUUUUGGUAAAAUCCA